Messenger RNA from Drosophila obscura, 4312 nucleotides. It is a transcript of the gene Eps-15, whose product is annotated as epidermal growth factor receptor substrate 15-like 1. Gene Ontology annotation, biological process: endosomal transport; endocytosis. Gene Ontology annotation, cellular component: cytoplasm; plasma membrane; clathrin coat of coated pit. Bases 125 to 3919 code for a protein of 1264 amino acids. Gene Ontology annotation, molecular function: calcium ion binding; cadherin binding. The transcript is spliced from 12 exons. The record is from RefSeq and is a predicted model, not a curated record. NCBI's taxonomy places the organism in Eukaryota, Metazoa, Arthropoda, Insecta, Diptera, Drosophilidae.
UCUCACUUCCGCCCUCGUCAAUAGGAGAAAAAUCGAUUUUGUGAUAACAGACUUACGCUUACGCGUUCUCGUGCUCUCGUUCUGCAGCUUAACUCGUGAAUAGCAGUGAGAAAAUUUGGCAAACAUGAAUUUGGAUUUUGCCAAGGUGUGCAGCAAGCACAUCGGCAUCUACGAGGCUUACUACAAACAGAUCGACCCGAAAGGCACUGGGGCAAUUGAGGCCAUGACGGCGGCCAAAUUUCUGAAGAGGUCCGGUCUCAGCGAUGUGGUGCUCAGUCGGAUUUGGGAUCUGUCCGAUCCGAAUGGGAAGGGCUUCCUCGACAAGCCCGGUUUCUUUGUGGCCCUGAAGCUAGUCUCCCUCUCCCAGGCGGGACAGGUGGCCAACAUGAACAACAUCUAUGUGGACACUGUCAACCCUCCGAAAGUGGGUGAAUUACCAAAACUGGUGCCCGCUCGCAUUCAAACAGGUCCCGUCGCUAGCGGGGCCGCAGCCACCGGCGACUGGUCAAUCAGUGUCAUCGAUCGGCUCAAGUACGAGCAGCUGUUCCAGUCGCUCCGUCCCCACGAUGGCAUGCUGCCCGGCGAUAAGGUGAAGGGCGUACUCAUGGAGUCCAAGCUGCCGAUGAACCUCCUCGGCACCAUCUGGGACCUGGCCGACCAGGACAAGGACGGCAACUUGGACAAGCACGAGUUCAUCGUGGCCAUGCAUCUCGUCUACCAGACGCUCCAGAAGCGCACUGUGCCCAGUGUCCUCCCACCCGAGCUGCGGAAGGCCGGUGGCGCUGGACCGCCGCCCAAACCUGCCAUGCCUCCGCCACCAGCUGGCGCUGCCAUGCCGCGUGCCCCCAGCGGUGAGGGAUUCGGCGAUAGUGGCUUCGUAGCCAACUUCCCCAAGGACAUUGCCCCGCCGGCGGCUAUUCCGAUGCCCGUGGCCGUGCCGCCCAUGACCCGUAUUCCGCCCGUGGGCGCGGUCAGUUCCCAGCCUCUGAUCCAGACCGAUCCGCUGAUACCAAUCGGGGCCCCAGUGACGGCCAACGCAGACUGGGUGGUGACGCCUUCCGAGCUGAACCGAUUCGAGGAGAUAUUCCGGCAGUCUGAUUUGGACAAGGACGGCCUGGUCUCUGGCCUCGAGGUGAAGGACAUUUUCAUAAAGUCGGGUAUACCACAACGCAGUCUGGCCGACAUCUGGGCCCUGUGCGACACCAAUCAGUCGGGCAAGUUGACUGUGGAUCAGUUCGCCCUGGCCAUGUGGUUUGUCGAGCGGAAGCAGCGCGGCGUGGAUCCGCCGCAUGUGCUGACUGCCAACAUGGUGCCGCCAUCAAUGCGCUCGACUGUGUCGGGCGUGGACAUGCAGCUACAGGAGACGAAGCCCACGUACUCCAAUCCCGAGCUGGAGAUGAUCUCCAAAGAGAUCGAGGAGUUGGCGCGCGAAAGACGUGUGCUCGAGACGGAGAUCGCCCAAAAGGAGGCGGAUGUGCGCAUCAAAAACGGGGAAGUGCGCAGUCUGCAGAGCGAAUUGGACACGCUGACGGCCACACUGAAGCAGCUGGAGAAUCAGCGGGGAGAGGCACAGAAGCGUCUGGACGAUCUGCAGGCUCAAGUUAACCAAAUUACGGCCGUGUUGGCCAACGUAAGUCUUGACAUAUCCACCACCAACAGCCAGGUGAACAAGAUACGGGACCAGUGCCAGAAGCAGGAGGAGACCAUCAACGAACAGGAGGGCGAACUGAAUGCCAAGCGCUCCGAGCUGCAAAAGCUCAAGGAUGAGGAGACGUCUCUGCAGAAGGAGUACGACGACAACAAUCGCGAGCUCUCCAAGCUGACCAAGCAUCUGCAGAACACGCAGCUCCAAAUUAGCUCGGUGCGUUCGAUGGUCACUCAAUUGAUGGAGACCCAGCGCCAGAUGACCGAUGCGCUGCUCAUAUGUCGCGCCGCCAUGGAGACCCAGAACGCGGAGCUCGUCUCCGAGUACCAGCUGAAGAUUGAACCGGAAUUUGAUCACGCUCGCAAGACCCUCCAGAAGGAGAUCGAAAUGCCCAAGGACGAUCCCUUCGACGAGAACAACAGCGGAGCGGCCAAUCGGGCCAACCAGUCGACAAACGGCUUCGGCAACGAUCCCUUUAGCGGACAGGGCAGCGGCAAGCCAGCCAUCAACGCCGGCUUCGAUGACAGCUUCACGAUGAGCUCCGGCUUUGACAGCGGCUUCGAUGCGUUUGGACAGAGCGGAACAGGCUCUGCUAUGGGCUUUGGCCAGAGCGUAACAGGAUCAGCAGCUGGUUUUGGCCAAACGCAACGCGAUCCCUUCGGUGCCGACGCAUUCGGGGGCAGCAAAAGCAGCGCCAUAACACCGGAGCCUGGGAAGGAUGACUUUGGAAGCGAUCCGUUUGCCUCCCUGCAUGCGCCCACCGGCCAGGGUCAGGUGCUCAGCCCCAACGCACAGAGAUCAGGCCCACCACCACGACCGGAGUCACCUAGUCCAGCAUUGCCCCCAAAGAAAUCCAAGGUGCCGCCACCCAGACCAGCCCCACCGCGAGGACCACAGCCCACAAGUGGUUUUGGCGGCGGUGGCGCCGGCGGGGGAGGAGGAGGAGGCUUCGCUGACUUUGAAGACUUUGACAAUAAGCUCCAGAACAUUCCAAUCACGCCCGCAGCCACGCCCACGCCUAUGGCCACGGUCACCCCUAUUCCAGCGAUCAAUGCCUCGCUGCUGGACAGCUUCUCCCUGUUCGAUGAUGCGGCGCCCGGCUUCAAGACCGCCAGUACACCUCUGCACCCCCUGCUGCCGACGACAUCCUCAUCCUCGUCGACAGCGUCCACAAUUGCCGCCCUCACGAGCACCACCUCCACCAUGUCCAUCAUGUCCACCACCUCAAAUAACCAACACUUGUCGCGUUCCAACACACCGCUCCAGACGCAAGCCACAACGGGAGUGGGAAUCGCGGCAUUGGCAACGACUGGAAGCCUGGGCCUGGAAGCGAGUCUCUUUGAUGCCUUUGGCGGCGGCAAAGGAAACGUCAAUGCAAAAACACCAACGCCAGGCCCCAUCACGGGUCCCACAGACUUCAAGGAUGAUCCGUUCAAGGACUACCGCUAUGAAGAUCCCUUCAGCAUCAAAGAUCCCUUUGCCGACGAUGAUGAGGAGGAGCAGGAGGUUGGCUCCAAGGGGGAGGGCCACAAAAAGAACUUUGCCGAGGACUUUAGCUCAGAGGAUGAGAUGGGAACCGCCGCCGUGAAGACCCUGAACAACAUGAAAGACAUGAACAUCCACAACAGCACCAAACCGAGAGCCGUAACGCCGCUGAACAACGAUAUAAUGCAGCAAUUCGAUGCAUUCAAUUUGAACGCGAGUCCGGCCCCAUCCUCGCACCACUCGAAUGCCUCGCAGAACCACAAAAAGUCCCAGACGGCGCUGGAUGCGUUUGCAGACUUUGAUGACUUUGGAUCGGGCACAGCUGGAACUACAACCACAACAACGACGACGAUGACCAAGAAACUCAACGAUUCCUUCUUCGAUGCAUUUAAUGACAACUUUAAGCUUAACGAUAACACAACCACAGCCACAGGAUCAACACUGACAACGGUAACAAAAGCUAUGGCCAGUGAACAAAUCAGUGGGAACAGGACGGCCUUCGAUGCCUUUGCCGUUAGCAGCGACGCCUUCAACGACAACUUCGAGGACAGCUUCGGCGGCAGCAAGCCGACCAACUCCACCCAACUGGACAACAACUUUGCCAAAUUCGAGGCCUUCGAUGUCCACAACUUCUCGAGUGACUUUGGCAAGGGCUUCCCGGAGGGCAAGCAGAAUGGCGGGACCAAAAAGGAACAAACUAAGGAUAGGUACGCGGCGGACUACUCAAAGCCGGAGAGCUUUGACGCUGAUCUGGAGGAGGCGCUCAAGCGCAGCGUGCUGGACAAUUGACAAUCGAGGAGAGAAGGGUGCAAAACGAAACAGAAGUGUGUGAUCGAUCAAUUAGAAAUCUCCAAUUAAGUGCAUAUAAUGUUCUAUACGACACCAUUUUAUUAAUAUUAUUUAUGAUCGCUUAAUUCAGGCUUCGAGCCUCAUGUAAUUGCGCUUUUCCUGUUCCUCUUCUGGGCUCAAGGAUUUGAUUGAUUCGAAUUUUGAAUUGCACGUCUGCCGUGUGCGGACGAGAAACAUUGGUAUUACUGCAUAUCUAUAAGCUCUUUAAGUACGUUCAUAUAUUCGCCUAUAUAAAAUUAUUAAAUUACCAGUAAUCAUAUACUCGUAGACCAUGAACAUAAUACUAUUUAACCUGUACCAAAAGUCUAUGAAUAAAAGUCUAUAACGAAUGAA